Molecule: messenger RNA, 1236 nt
Organism: Eucalyptus grandis
Lineage: Eukaryota; Viridiplantae; Streptophyta; Magnoliopsida; Myrtales; Myrtaceae
Exons: 3
Coding region: 326-1144 (272 amino acids)
Source: RefSeq, a predicted model, not a curated record
AGACUCGAAGUUUAACGGGCGUGCCUUUGCCAAUUUGCAGUCGGAUAGCCCAGCCAUAUCUCCAUCGACUGAAACUCCGGCGGUAGAUUGCCGUUGUCUUCGCCGCCGCCGCCGCCGCCGAUUGCAGCUUCAAGCGAACGGGAGGCUCGCUCUGUGCCCGCAGUGCACGAAUGAGAAGGAAAUAGAGAAAGUAUAAUGGCUUGACGGAUUUAUCUUCAGAAGGGGAAGAAGAAGCUCCAAGUCGGUUUUUCACAUCACGCUGAAUACUCUGUUGGGUUCUGUCACAUUUACUAGAAUUGAGUUCGCACUUGACUUAAAGGUCUUGAUGAAUUCCCUACAUUUCUCUUCUUCCCUACCUCUGUUCCCAUCACAUUCCCACCAUCCCCUACCUCAUACUACGCCGCAGUGUUGUUAUUUUGGUUCUAGUGACCACCGUCGGCGCAAACACUAUUUUUCUCAUUCUUCUCUAUCCUAUACCUACACUUCAUCUAACUUAUCGAAUUUCCGUUUGUCGUAUAUGGGUGCAAAUGCUCUGUCAAAUGAGGAGACAAUACCUGUUAUGAAUUUCGAGGAACUUGUAGAGAAAGAUUGGUCCUUUCUUGAGAUGGAUGACAAUCCUCAAGUGGGGCACAAUAUUGGACGCAUAAUAUCUGCAGGAGAAUUAGAGAGCACCUCCAAAGUUUUGGUUUCUUUUGGUUCUGAAGGUUUUGUAGAUAGGUUGGCUGAUAUAUCAAACAGCCAGCUUCUGCUUGUUGUCCAUGAUUCACUUCUCGUGUUGGCCUGUAUUAAGGAAAAAUAUGACAAGGUUAAGUGCUGGCAAGGUGAACUAAUAUAUGUUCCAGAAAAGUGGGCGCCUUUUGAUGUGGUGUACAUUUAUUAUCUGCCUGCUUUACCGUUUGCCCUUGACCAGGUUUUUGAAGUACUAGCGAAGCGAUGCCUUCCAGGUGCCAGAGUUGUUAUUGGUCAUCCUCUAGGGAGGCAAGUCCUGGAGCAGCAGCGGCAAGAAUUCCCUGACUGCAUAGUCUCUGAUUUGCCUGAUAAGACGACCUUAGAGAAGGUUGCAGUUGCCCAUUCCUUUGAAAUGGCGGAAUUCGUAGAUGAGCCUGGAUUUUAUCUUACUGUUUUGAAGUUCAAUGGGGCGUGAAUACGUCUUCUGUCAUGUUAGAGGGACCACUCAUAUUUACACAACAACUGAGUUUGAUCGAGUAAAGUAAAUUCAGCUUCAUGAGCCCAGAA